AUGUGUGGAAGUGUGAAUAAGUAUGUGUUGGAGGAGUUGUUAACGGAGUAUGAGCAGAAUACGGAGAUAAACAAUAAUACUGAAGAUGAAGCUUAUCAACAAUACGCCUGGGAAUUAGAUGUGGAUAAAUCAUGGGAGCAACUGGUGGAGAAGGAUGGUGUGUUACAGUUUAUAAAGCCUCAGACGAGGCUAUAUCAGGAGUUUGAUCUGGAGUAUCAGAAUAACUUAAAACAACAUAAUCUUAACCUCAUAUACAAACGGGGGAUUAUUAGGAGUAUAAUGAUAUUAUUUGAUAUGAGCGAGCAGAUGCAUGAGAUGGACUUUAAACCCGACCGACUCUACUGCGCUUUCAACUCACUCAAAGAGUUUUUGGGGGAAUUGUAUUCGAGUGGUCCGAUAACUCAGGUUGGUAUAGUGGUGAUGAGGAAUAAGAUUUGUAAUGUGAUAACACAAUUUGGUACUAACCCUAACGAGCAAAUGGAACUACUCUCCAGCGUACUCAAAGACGGACCCGAAGGGUCCUCAUCACUUCAAAACGGCCUAGAAAUGUGUAUGAAGAUAAUGUGUGAUUUACCGUAUUAUAGUACGAGGGAGAUUUUGGUCAUAUUUGGUUCGAACAGGACACUUGACCCUGGGAACAUUUUACUCACUCUCGAUCAACUCAAACAGAAUUUUAUCACCGUUAAUUCCAUCUCACUCUCUCCAGAACUUUAUAUUCUCAAGAACAUAUGUAAGGAGACUGGCGGUAAUUACUCAGUGGCACGUGACGUCAACCACCUAAAACUACUUUUCAAUAAUCUCACAAUUCCUCCUCCGUGGAAGAGCUGGAUGGAGCCGAUACUGAUAAAGGUGUCAUUUCCACCGAUGAAGCGGGGUACAUCAGUAUCCCUAUGCUGCUGUCAUAACAAAGUUGUUAAUACUGUUUACAUUUGUCCUCAAUGUCAUUCCAACUCUUGCUAUAUCCCCACCAAAUGUCAGGGAUGUGGUAUAUUUAUGGUAUCACCGCCUGACAUAUCAAGAGCAUUUCAUCAUCUCAUACCUCCAAAACCCUUUCAUCACGUUGAAGGUGGGAUGGACUGUGUGGGAUGUAAUUUGAGAGUUGAGAGUGGUUACGAGUGUCAGGACUGUGGCGGGUUAUUCUGCCAACACUGCGAUAAAUACAUACACCAAGACCUACAUCAGUGUCCCAAGUGCCUCUUUCAACAUUAAUCUCAC
This is a messenger RNA of Theileria parva strain Muguga, 1215 nucleotides long. It is a transcript of the gene SSL1, whose product is annotated as Ssl1-like family protein. The record is from RefSeq and is a predicted model, not a curated record. The transcript has 9 exons. Bases 1 to 1209 code for a protein of 402 amino acids. Gene Ontology annotation, biological process: DNA-templated transcription; regulation of transcription by RNA polymerase II; nucleotide-excision repair. Gene Ontology annotation, cellular component: transcription factor TFIIH core complex; transcription factor TFIIH holo complex. NCBI's taxonomy places the organism in Eukaryota, Apicomplexa, Aconoidasida, Piroplasmida, Theileriidae. Gene Ontology annotation, molecular function: zinc ion binding.